This is a messenger RNA of Diorhabda carinulata, 1152 nucleotides long. RefSeq lists its product as uncharacterized. Gene Ontology annotation, molecular function: structural constituent of chitin-based larval cuticle. Gene Ontology annotation, cellular component: chitin-based extracellular matrix. Lineage: Eukaryota; Metazoa; Arthropoda; Insecta; Coleoptera; Chrysomelidae. The record is from RefSeq and is a predicted model, not a curated record. The coding region runs from base 200 to 1093 and encodes 297 amino acids. The transcript is spliced from 5 exons.
UGUGGAAAAAAUGAUGAUCUUUCAUCGAGAAAAGAUGCAGGAUAUGGUUCGUCCUGAUGAUAUUAUGAGGGGGGAUUCGAUGUUAGUCUCCAUUCCAAAUUAAUUUUUAUUUGUGCAUAUAUAUAUAUAAAGAUGAUUUUUAAGGUGAUAGAUUUUAUAUACGCGGUUAGAGAAACGUAGUUGUGCUGUUAGUGAGGACAUGACGAAAGGAUCAAUUUUAUUGUUCGCUUUGUUGAUGACUGUCGUCUCAUCAGAAGACGUCAGAUUACUCGACUUAGACCCACCAGAAGCCCAACAACAGAUAGAAAGCCACGACCAAUCGCUUCAUUACGCCCCGAAAAUAGAUUCAAAUGUACCAGCGGUCAGAUACAUAGGCAACCAACCCCAACAAGUACUCGAAGACAUAUAUUUAGCCAGACAAUACCACGGCCAAGACGGAUUAGGAGGUUACCUAUACGGCUACAAUAUACCCGAUAUAGCGAAAACCGAAAAAAAAGUAGCAGGAGGUGAUUUAACAGGAGCGUAUAAUUAUAAGGCUGAUACAGGAGACGAAAUCAAAGUUCAAUAUUGGGACGAUGGUACCGGUUUCCAUCAAGUAGACAACGUCGGGGAUAUUUUGAAAUCGAAACAAGUACAAGACACACCCGAAGUACAAUCAGAAAAAGAAAAAUUUUUCGCCAGAUGGAACGAGGAAGCCAUAAGAAAUCAAAUACCAGUUAGCGAACCGGUUAAACCCGAGUACCAAGGUGUUUAUCAACAUAACCAACAACCAGCUCGGAAUUAUCAAUCUAGCGGUACUAGUUAUUCGCAAGGAACCCCCAAUCGAAUCGAUUACGAUGGGGCGUACAGUGAAAACCGAAAUUCGUAUUCGAAUCCAGCACGAGUGGAUCAGUACCAACAAAACUAUGAUAGUUCCGGGCAGUACGACGAAAAAUCGGAGGAAAACGGACCUCCGAAAGGAUUUUUUUAUAAUUUCGAGUAUCCUGUAGGGAAGAUUGUUCAAAAGGAAGGUACAGUUGGGGAUUUGCACGAUAUUUAUAGCGCCAAUAAGAAUAAAUAUGAAGGACAAUUAAACGCAGCUUAUCAUCAAUAGUUUUAGCCUCAAAUUGUGUAUAUAAUUCGAAAAUUAUUGAUAAUAAAUACAAAUAUGGA